Molecule: messenger RNA, 2855 nt
Organism: Labeo rohita (rohu)
Lineage: Eukaryota; Metazoa; Chordata; Actinopteri; Cypriniformes; Cyprinidae
Exons: 20
Coding region: 106-2214 (702 amino acids)
Biological process (GO): immune response; negative regulation of T cell proliferation; cell surface receptor signaling pathway
Cellular component (GO): external side of plasma membrane
Source: RefSeq, a predicted model, not a curated record
UCGGAUUCGGAUCAUCAACUCUUUUGGACCCCGUUUACAUCUGUAUUUAGCGCUGACCGCUUGAGAUGGAUUUUAACAGGCUACCAGAUUUGGACGAGGCUGUAGAUGCACCAAACCUCUAGGCUAAUGAAAAUGAGUUUACUUUGGAUCGCUUUUGUGGCAGUCAUGCUAGUUAAGUCUGAUGGGUUUUUUGUGCGUGGUCCCUCUGGUCCUCUGGUUGUUCGUCUGGGAGGUUCAUUGGUUUUGCCCUGUUAUGUUGAUGAAGCCCUACCUCUGAAAGGACUGAAAGUGAUUUGGAUAAAAACAGACUCAAAUACUUUAGUGCAUGUGUAUCAAGAUGGUGAGAGUCGACCAGAUGCCCAGUAUCAGGAUUAUUACAACAGAGUUAAUUUCUUUACUGACUACAUUAAAAAUGGAAACUUCUCCCUCCAUCUGAAAAAUGUGAGAGCUGAAGACAAGGGUUUUUACAGAUGUAAGGUUUACACAGAGCAGGAAUCUGAUGAAACCCUGGUUCAAAUUAAAUCAGUUGAGCAUUUGCUAGUAUCAGGAUCCAGUCAUCCCAUAUCUGCGUAUGUGGGUGAGGACGUCACUUUGAACUGCUCUGUAGACUCUCACAUCCCACCUGAGGAGACUGAUGAGGUUUCAUGGAGGAAAACAGAUGCAAGCAUAACAAUAUUGGGUUUUGAAAAGAAUACAAUAAUUACAGAUGAACAAUAUAGACACAGAGUUGAGUUCUUCUCUGCUGAAAUCUCCAAAGGAAACUUCUCUCUCAGACUGAAGAAUGUCAGAACUGAGGAUAAAGGAGUUUACAUGUGUUACGUGUCUGCUGGAAAUUUUUCAGCCAAUGCAACUGUGUCACUGGAACAACUGGGUUUCUCUGUUUUUCACAUACUAGUGUUGAUUUUCUGUAUUGCUGCAUCUGGAUCUGCACUGCUGUUGUCAAUUCUGUGGAUUCAAAAGAACAGAUCACCAAAUACAGAUGGAGCCGUGUAUCUUCUUGUGUCUUUAGCCUGGGUACCAAACCUUUUAAUGUUCUUUGCCUUUUUGUUUUGGGGUGUUUCUGAAGGAUUUGUGAGUGAGACUAUUGCAUGCUGUGCUCAUUAUUUUCUGAGACCUUGUCUGCUGUUAUGGACAGCUCCACAUUCAGAAUGUUUCCCAGGAAAUCGUGCAACAACUAUGCACUGCAUUGUCCAUCUACAGUAUUCUCUGUUUACAAAUAUAGUUUAUUCAGUUCUUUUUCAGUCUUUUUGGGAAAAAAGUCUGAAAUAUACAGAAACUGACAGAGUAUUUAUAACAAUCCUCUUUGGAAUAAUGAUUCUGAUAUGCAUUAUCAACAUCAUUUUCUUACUGGCCGAAUUCAUUCGAAAUAAAGAUGGUAACAUGCGUGCCCUAUUAGACCUUGUGUCUGAUAUUGGUCAUGAUGUUCUGCCUCCACUACAACUCAUCUUCCUGUUCUAUGCUUUUGAAGCUGCCAGACGAGCACUAUUCGUAAUUGGAGUUUUUCCACUGUUCUUAACGUUGACCAGAUAUAAUUGGGAAAAUGCAUGUGUGAAAAAACUGGAACGUUUACGCUCACUUAGGAGAGCAGCAUGGUUGAGUUUCAUGAUAGUGGUGAAUGUAAUAGUGGUUUAUUCAUACCUCAUAACACUGGAGAAAGAAAAAGAUUGUGUUGGAUGGGUCUGCGUAGCUGCAUUUCUACAAGUUCUCUGGGGAAUUGUUGUCCUGAAACAUUCAUUUGGUGACCUGGGUCAAUCAGAAAAAGAUGAAACACGUAAAGAAAAUUCAGGUCAAUCGGAAAAAGAUGAAACACCUAAAGAAAAUUCAGGUCAAUCGGAAAAAGAUGAAACACCUAAGGAAAAACCAGACCUUCCUUUCAGACGCAUUGUGUACAUUUCUGGAUCUGUUGGUAUUGUUCUAGUGAACUCCAUUGCGUUGAUAUCAGAACUGAUCCUGAAUAAGAUUAAUGGUGAGCGUUCAGUGGAGGAUCUGAGAAAAGUUGUCUUUUCCUCUGAAUGCCUCUUUGCCUGGUUUGUUCUGCUGUUAAUCAUUUUUGAACCUUUCAUUAAAAAGGUUCAGCAGCAUUUUCAGAACUCAGCAGGAUCCAAUCCAGACAACAGCUCCCAGCAUGUUUCUCAGAACCACAACGCAGCAGAACUGUAUGAACUGAGACCUCUAAGAGAGACCGAAGAACAGGUGGCUGAGAGAAACAGAUGAGAUGCAGCCUGAUCACUGAAAUGAGAAAACAACAAGAUACUGACAGAUUCAUCCUCAAUGUUUACUUAACUUCACUGAACUUCAUUGAACUUUAUUUCUGGAGUUGGUUUACUGUAAUUAAGUAAGUUGAAAUGACUUGUACAACCAAGUUGAUUAUAUUUAAAAAUGUAAGGCGGCGACUGAACUUAAGCUGAAAUAGGCGAACAUUUUUUUUACAGUGUAUAGGAACAUAUAUGCAUAAGAACGUAUAUGCUUAUAUGAACACUAUUAGUUUCACAUCUCAUUCAUUGAUAAAUGCAGUACUCUUGUUCAAGGGAACCACAAAUAUGGAGCUGUAUGACUCUCUUUGGUGCUUUACUGUGUUUACUUGUAUUAUAAUAGUUUUACCUUUUAUUUUUAUGCUGGGUGUAUGUGUAAUCUAGAUAUGAAGUCAUAGUGUAAAUGUUUCAUGGUUUCCUCAUGUCUAUGUCUAUAUCAAUAGUUCUGAUUUUUUGUAUUUGUGUAUGUUACUCAUUAACCUUGCAACACUGAAUUAACAUGUAAAUCUGGACGCUAAUGUUUUAUGAUGUGUAUUCAUUAUGUUUGUUAAUACAUUAUAUUCAGUUAACCUUAUUGUCUAAACAGUGUUUUGUCACCCUAUA